GGUGGAGGUACAGACGGUGGGCGGGGCUUAAACAAGUGACAUGCAGCAUACACAAACUUUGUUAGCUGCCUGCUAACUUUGCUCCAUCGUCUCUCUGUUUGGAGAUGUUACCAGCUUGACGCAGACCACCAGAAACCCUCGAAAAGAUGGAGUGCCAAGGAGAGGAUGAUGGAGAAGUCUGCAGAUGGGCGAGGGCGAGUUUAGUGCUGGUGAACAGCAAAAAUGAGAUCAGAGCACGAGUGCAACAGUUUGUGGAGGAAAGGAUGCAGACCACCAUGCUCACAGGUGUGCUGAUUGGAGCUGCAGUCGCAGUCUCACUGAUUGGGAUUGUGGUGCUCUUCCUUUACAGGAGAUUCAAGCUUGCUCGUCAACAACAGCCUGGUGUACCUCAGUAUCGCUUCAGAAAACGAGACAAAGUGCUCUUCUAUGGACGAAAGAUAAUGCGAAAGGUCCAGACGUUGUCCUCCAUUCCUCCUCCCCCCUCUACCUCAGUAACAAAACAACCGCAGCGCAUACGUAAAAGAACCAAAGUUCUAAGCAUAGCUCGCAAAAUCCUGAGGAUCCGCAAAGAUCCUCCCACCCUGCAGCCCAAGGAACCUCCUCCCUCCCUGCUGGAGGCUGACCUAACAGAGUUUGAUGUGCAGAGUUCAAACCUGCCCUCUGAGGUCCUUUACAUGUUGAAGAAUGUCAGGGUUUUGGGUCAUUUUGAGAAGCCCCUGUUCCUAGAGCUGUGUCGCCACAUGGUGUUUAUCGAGCUGCAGGAGGGCGAAGGUCUGUUCAGGCCAGGAGACGAUGACGACAGCAUCUACGUGGUCCAGGAUGGACGACUCGAGCUCUGUAUCCAGGAGAACGAUGGUACAGAACCUGUGGUGAAGGACGUGCUCCCUGGAGACAGCGUCCACAGCCUGCUCAGUAUUCUGGACAUCAUCACUGGUUAUCCAGCUCCAUAUAAGACUGUGUGUGCACGGGCUGCAACUCGCUCCACUAUCUUGCGUUUACCUGCAUCAGCCUUUGAGUCUGUGUUUAAGAAAUACCCAGAGACACUUGUUCGCGUCAUUCAGAUAAUCAUGGUGCGCCUCCAAAGAGUCACCUUCUUGGCAUUGCAUAACUAUCUGGGCCUAACCACUGAGCUCUUCAAUCCGGAGAGUCAGGCGGUGCCCUUGUCCAAUAUAAACAGUGUGAUGGGAGAGGCGACCACUGGGAAGACGACUCGUCGUUUGUACUUCCACGACGAGUUACCCGCUGGGACCGCUGGGACCGCGGAGAGCCCCACAGAGACAGAUGGUGUAAAGGACAGUCCUUCAAACAGCUCCAGGAAGCCGCGGUCCACCUCGAUGCCCACCGACUGCGCAGGUAAUGACCUGAACAUGGCUUGUGAACGAGCUCGGGUCACUAUAGAUGAGCCUCCAUCCAGUCCCCUCACGCCCAAAUCCAGCCUGAAGAAGAGUGUGACGAUGCAGCCUACACCCUCUGAAGUGUUUCACUACACAGACAGCGGGGGGCACUCUGAUGCCAUCCACCUCAGUAAGAGCUGCACAAUCCUCCAGGCUGCUAAGAAGGACCUGCUGAGAAUCAUCCAGCUGCAGGACCCCAGUCUACUUGAGGGCAGAGUGACCCUCCAUCAAGUCAAAGCUGGUUCUGUGGUGGCUCGUCAGGGCGACCAGGAGGUGAGCAUCCAGUUCGUGAUCUCCGGCCUCCUCCACGUUUACCAGCGGAUGAUCGACCGCGAAGAAGAGACGCGUCUGUUUGUGACGCACCCCGGAGAGCUUGUCGGUCAACUUGCCGUCCUGACCGGAGAGCCCCUCAUAUUCACUGUUCGGGCCCAGCGAGACUGCAGCUUCCUCUCCAUUUCCAAAACCCACUUCUACGAGAUCAUGCGUGUGGAGCCAAAGGUAGUGCUGAACGUUGCUCACACCGUGGUGAGGAGGAUGUCCUCUUUUGUCAGACAGAUAGACUUCGCUCUUGACUGGAUGGCUGUGGAAGCUGGCAGGGCGGUCUACAGGCAGGGAGAGAAAUCAGACAGCACUUUCAUCGUGCUGAGUGGUCGACUGCGCUCUGUGAUCAUGAAAGAAGAUGGCAAGAAGGAGCUCAUCGGAGAGUACGGACGCGGCGACCUGAUUGGAGUGGUGGAGGCCCUGACCCAUCAGAACAGAGCCACCACAGUGCACGCUGUACGAGACUCUGAGCUGGCUAAGUUACCAGAAGGAGCUCUCAGUUCCAUCAAGAGGAAGUUCCCACAGGUUGUCACCAGGUUGAUCCACUUACUGGGACAGAAGAUCCUCCAGCAGGUCAACGGUCCUCUGACAGCUCGCAGUUUGGCCCUCCACACUCCCGGCAGUAAGUGGGAUGCAGGGAACCAGGCCUCCAAUCUCUCCACUGUGACAGUCCUGCCUGUAUCAGAAGAAGUACCUCUCACUACCUUCACCCUGGAGCUGCAGCAUGCACUCAUGGCAAUAGGUCCCACUCUUCUGCUGACCAGUGAUAUUAUCAAACAGCGACUUGGAGCUGCAGCACUAGACAGCGUCCAUGAGUACCGUCUGUCCAGCUGGCUGGGCCAACAGGAAGACCUCCAUCGCAUAGUUCUUUACCAGACAGACUACACUCUGACCCCGUGGACACAGCGGUGCAUCCGUCAGGCCGACUGCAUCAUCAUUGUGGGACUAGGAGAGCAGGACCCUGCCGUCGGGGAGCUGGAGCGUAUGUUGGAAGCAAGUGCAGUGCGUGCCCAGAAGCAGCUGGUGCUGUUGCACAGAGAAGAUGGCCCCCCACCCAAAGGAACUGUAGACUGGCUCAACAUGCGGAGCUGGAUCUCCAGACACCUUCACCUCUCUUGUCCCCGAAGGGUCUUCUCUAAGAGGAGCCUGCCCAAACUGUUGGAGCUGUAUCAACGUGUGCUCGAGAAGCCAGCAGACCGUCACUCAGACUUCUCCCGCCUGGCUCGAGUCCUUACGGGCAACGCUAUUGCUCUUAUCCUGGGAGGAGGAGGGGCCAGGGGCUGUUCCCAGGUGGGGAUAAUGCGAGCUCUCUGCGAGUCCGGCAUCCCAGUGGACCUCAUUGGUGGCACCUCUAUCGGCUCCCUGAUGGGGGCACUGUAUGCUGAGGACCGUAGCCACAGCCGCAUGAGGAUGAGGGCCAAAGAAUGGGCAAUGGAAAUGACAUCAGUGUUUAAGAAGAUUCUGGAUUUGACGUACCCAGUUACCUCCAUGUUCUCCGGCGCGGCCUUCAACUCCAGCAUCAGCAAUGUCUUCAAGAGCAAACAGAUCGAGGACCUUCGGCUCCCGUAUUUCAACAUCACAACUGACAUCACUGCUUCUGCCAUGAGAGUACACACUGACGGUUCUCUGUGGCGUUACAUUCGUGCCAGCAUGUCUCUGUCUGGGUAUCUACCUCCUCUCUGCGACCCUAAAGAUGGACACCUGCUGAUGGAUGGAGGCUAUAUCAACAACCUGCCAGCUGAUGUGGCACGCUCCAUGGGGGCCAAAGUGGUGAUAGCUAUUGACGUGGGCAGCCGGUAUGAAACCAACCUCACUAAUUACGGCGACUCGCUCUCCGGCUGGUGGCUGCUAUGGAAACGCCUCAACCCCCUUGCUGAGAAAGUAAAGGUGUUAAACAUGGCAGAGAUUCAGACUCGGCUGGCCUACGUGUGCUGCGUUAGGCAGCUGGAGUCUGUGAAGAGCAGCGACUACUGCGAGUACAUCAGACCUCCGAUUGACAGAUACCGAACGCUGGAGUUCGGCAAGUUUGACGAGAUUGCCGAGGUGGGAUACCAGCACGGGAAGACUGUGUUUGACGUGUGGAUUCGCAGUGGAGUGGUGGAGAAAAUGAUGAAAGACCGACACCAGGAGGAGUUCCACACCCAAAGCAAGAACAAUGUGGUGACGUGUCCCAAUGCUUCCUUUACUGACCUGGCAGAAAUCGUGUCCCGCAUCGAGCCCGUCAAACCUGCUCUGGUGGAUGAGGAGUCAGACUACCACACUGACUAUGAAGAGGAGGCGAUGGAGAGCGCUCCGUCUGACAUGGAGCUAUACAAUCGCUACGGAGAGCACACUGAAGGGGAGGAGACUGCUGACACGGAUGAAGAGCUGGAAGGGAGAGGUGCACGCCGCAUUACCUCACUCACCGGCAGCCACGCCCAGACUCCCGCCGUCUCUGACAGUCCGUCAAACCGGGAAGUCCUUUCCAAACAGUCCAUUAAGUGAAGACCGGUCUAACGAGCUCUGCCUGAUCAGGUCGUCACAAUUUAACCUGCCUGUCUUUUACCCUCCAGUCUGUCCCCUGCCCUUGAGACUGACAGCAUGACUGUGAUUACCAUUUUGCCCUCUGUAACCCUGGCCUCGUUAGCUGCGUGGCUGACAUAACAAAUGGCAAUACAGGCAGCUAAUAUCACAUACACUCAGCUGCAGAUUCUAUGCAUUCCUAUUAUACUCCAGCAGCUGCAAGUCUGAUCAUUUCUCAUAUUGAGACAGUCAAGAAGUACUUUCUGUAACUUUACAUGAAUCACAACAGUCCGGUAGAAGAUAGAAGGAAGGAAUAUUUAUUGUGAAAACUAUCACUCGCGGUUGAUUACACUUAGAUUUAAGGAGUUUCAACUAGAUAUGAGAUUUGCGUUAAGGAGUCAGGUCUCCUGAAUUACAAAAUAACCUUUUUUCCUCACUUCUCUUUUAUCUAGAAACAGAUAGUUAGCAAAAAAAGAGAGUAAAACAAGCAGCACACUACGCGGCCAUGGAUGUCAGCACAGCUUUGUCAAACCCAGUGUGCCAGGGACAUGGAGGGAAGUAAUGAUUGAAAUCCACUUCAAAGCACUAGUUUCCCCUCUCAGCUUGGUGAGAGAGAGCCCCCCCAACCAUCUGUUUUCUGGCUUGAAUAUAGCAGACACAGACUGAGCAGCAGACAGUGUGGAUCUGUUGGGUGAACUCUGCAGCUCAGUACAGUUUAUGCACAGGGGCUAUUUGCAGCAGCAGGACAGUUCUUCACAGGAACACGGUGUAACACAAGUUAUUUGGCUUGACAAGAUACUGUAUGUUUUAGCUUUUUUUUUUUGGUAGUGAUUUGGAUCUUUUGAAACUGCCAUUAAGAUGAUCAGAUGUUUGUUGCAUACAUAAUAUAUAAAAAAAAUUGAAUAACUAAAUAUUUUCAUAUUUAAGCCAAUGUGUACAACCUAAGCCCUAGAUGAUUUUUUAUGCACAAGCCACACCAGCUGGACAAUCACUCCAGAAAAUGCAAUGCACAAAAUGAACAAAUACACUAAUGAAUUGUUAUAUAGCCUUGUUUAACAUGCCUCUCUGUAUGACACUUUACCAUUUUUAUAGAGUUAACUUAACCUCAGUCACACCUAGGGGCUGCAACUAACGAUUAUUAUUAUUGAUUGAUUGGUGUGAUAUUUAUUUUUUUCAAUAAUAGAUUGAUCUUUUAGUCUUUAUAAUGUCAGAAAAGUAACAAAAAUGGGUAUAAAAAUUUCUUAGAGCCCAAGGUUAAAUUGUUUUUGUCUGACAAACCGUCCAAAAACCCAAAGAUAUUUAGUUUACUAUAAAGAAAUUCCAGGAAAAGCAACAAAAUUUUGCUUCUGAUCAUUCAUUAAAUCAUUAAAUCAUUAAAUGUUUGGCAUUUUUGCUUUGAUGAAUGACUUAAACAAUUAAUUGAUUAUCAUAGUUGGUAGUUUUGUGUUGAUUUACUAAUAGUUUCAGCCCUAAUCGCCUUAUUACCAGAGCCCUAACAAUACUACAUAACAAACAUUUUUUAAAGAUGAUUCCUUCAAUUUGUUUCUGAAAUAAUUAAAUCAAAAUAUUUACUAAGUGGGACAUUUUUUAAUUGAAAAUCAAACUUGUCUGUGUUCUCUUGUGAUUGUUACUUUUUCUGUUACUGUUACCUACACGUGUUAAAAUUCAAAUACAGCUGCACUGAGCUAACAUCAGCUGCGCAAUUUAUCAGUUAGGCUCUCAUCAUUAGAAUAUCAAUGCAACUUUUCAUGAUUUCAUUUUCCACAGCACCCUGUAAGCCUCACCGUAUGAAGCUGUGAUCUCAGCUAAUGCUGGUGCUACAGUGCCUGCAGCCUUACACAUAUAGACAGUAGGAGAAACCCAGUGAUAAACAAUAUGGGAAUCCUAUAUGGUGUUGGUUAAAUGGAGUCUCUACACAGAAUGUUAGAGUAAGGCGGAGAUAGGAAAAUGUUGUUUACUCAUGAGGUAAUGGUGUUUGUACUGGUGGGUUUUUUUUGUACUGUUGGGUGGUUUCCAAAAACCGAGCACAAUGAAUUGAUGUUGUCUGGCAGAAUGAAUGUUUCACUACUUUAUUAAAUGGGACAUGGUAAUGGAUGAAGUGCUGAUGUAAUGUGUGGAACUGUGCCAUAAAGUUAAUGUUACAAAGCCUUAGAUGACCCUUACGGAAAAACAACCAUGCGUGCCCUCAUUUAGCAUUAGUGUGCAAUGAUGAAUGUUUACCAGUAAGCCCGUACUCUAUCACAUCAGUUACUUGUUUAUAUUUAUGUUGUUUGAUAAAUAUCAUUUUUGAUAAUCAAUUGUUACUAAUAAACCACUGUCUGUUGUA
Messenger RNA from Sebastes umbrosus (honeycomb rockfish), 6543 nucleotides. RefSeq names its product patatin-like phospholipase domain containing 7a (gene pnpla7a). The transcript has 36 exons. The record is from RefSeq and is a predicted model, not a curated record. Gene Ontology annotation, cellular component: endoplasmic reticulum. Gene Ontology annotation, biological process: lipid metabolic process. Lineage: Eukaryota; Metazoa; Chordata; Actinopteri; Perciformes; Sebastidae. Gene Ontology annotation, molecular function: phosphatidylcholine lysophospholipase A1 activity. The coding region runs from base 147 to 4199 and encodes 1350 amino acids.